GCCAUGAAGGAGCUCCCAGCUGAGCCUAAGGACCAGCAGCUCAUGGUAGCUCUCCGGAUCCGCCCAAUUAAUGACACUGAGUUGGAUGAGGGAGCUGCAGUCAUUGCCCACAAAGUGGGUGAUCAGAUGGUGGUGCUUAUGGACCCAGAUGAGGAUCCAGAUGAUGCUUUGAGAGCCAAUCGUUCCCGUGAAAAGACAUUUAUAUUUGAUAUUGUUUUUGAUCAGCAAGCUUCCCAGGAGGAGGUGUACUGUUCCACAACUCAACACUUAGUGGAAGGAGUCAUUUCUGGAUACAAUGCAACAGUCUUUGCAUAUGGCCCAUCAGGUGCUGGUAAAACUUACACCAUGCUGGGGAUGGACUCUGAGCCUGGGAUCUAUCUCCAGACAUUGAACGAUCUAUUUCAGGCUAUUGAAGAGACUAGUGAUGACAUGGAAUACACAGUUUCCAUGUCCUACCUGGAGAUUUAUAAUGAAGUAAUCCGUGAUCUCCUGAAUCCAUCUUUAGGAUUUCUGGAGCUGAGAGAAGAUUCCAAAGGAAGCAUCCAGAUAGCGGGAAUUACUGAGGUCUCUACCACAAAUGCCCAAGAGAUCAUGCAGCUGUUAAUUAAAGGGAACAAGCAGAGGACUCAGGAACCCACAGCAGCCAACAAGACUUCUUCCCGUUCCCAUGCCGUGCUACAAGUUACCGUGAGGCAAAGAAGUCGGCUGAAGGAUCUUUCUGAGGAAGUUCGAGUGGGGAAGCUUUUUAUGGUUGAUUUGGCAGGAUCAGAGAGAGCAUCCCAGACACAGAAUCGAGGCAAGAGAAUGAAGGAGGGAGCUCAUAUCAACCGUUCUCUGUUGGCUCUUGGCAACUGCAUCAAUGCACUGAGUGAAAAGGGGGGGAGCCGUUCUCAGUAUGUCAAUUUUCGGGACAGCAAACUCACACGCUUGUUGAAGGAUGCCUUAGGAGGGAAUAGCAGAACUGUGAUGAUUGCCCACAUCAGCCCUGCUAGCACUUACUUUGAAGAAUCCCGGACAACCUUGAUUUAUGCCUAUAGAGCAAAAAAUAUUAAGACAAGGGUUAAACGUAAUCUACUGAAUGUCUCCUAUCAUAUCGCCCAGUAUACUGACAUAAUUUCAGAUCUACGCAGAGAGAUAGAACAUCUGAAAUCAAAAAUUGAAAAGCAAGAAAAGGAGAAGAAAAAUGGACCCGAUAUCAGAGAUGUGCAAGCAGAAGCUCAUCAUGACUCAGAGGAAGAUAGCCGGAUACAGAUGAAUAAGAUUCGGGGACAAUUGAUCGGUGCAUUCAAGGAGCAAAUGGAAAUGAGACGGAGCCUUAUGGAAUUAGAAAACACAAAUAUUGAGCUGCAUAUUGAUACCUCCCGACACCUCUUGACAAUAGCAGACUGGGAACGAGAAAAGGCCCAUCUGGCUCACAAGGAGAAGGAUGAUGAAAACGUGGAGGCUGAUGGUGAAGAAGAGGGAGAGUCCAAUGAACCUCACGAAGUUUCUGUAGCCAGAGAGGAGAUCAACAUGCUCUUAAUGGAACAACGGAAAACGGCAGCCCUAAAGGCUGGGCUGGAGCAACGCUUAGCAAACACUAAGAAGAAAGCUUCCCAGAUGGAGAAAUUGUUACCCAAACAAAUAAUUAACAAGGACCAGAGGGAGGUAUUGAGGCUUCUCUGUAAAGCCCAUGAGCUAGAGGUGGAGAAUACAGAGCUGCAGGCAAACAACUUGUACCAGAAGAACCUUCUGUGCCAGAAGGAUUUCGUGAUUCAGAGGUACCAUCAGCACCGGCUUCUCUGUGAGGAAAUCAUCCAGCAGCAGCGGGAGCUGAUAAAGGGUAAUUGGAUCCCUGUUGCAGAGCCAUUGGAAAAGCGUUAUCGACUAUACUCUCAAGAAUUAGAGGAGGGGACUCUAAACCGUCUACUUCUGCUCCAUUCAGUGAUGUUUAACUCCCUCAGGGAUGGCUCUGAUCUGAAUAUAGCUCAACAGGCGGAACUGCAUAAAGAGGAUACCAGCAGAGACCAGCUUGAUAAUAGGAAAGACCUUCCUUGGGGAGCAAAAUUUGAACUUCCACCUAUCGUCAUAGAGCCAGACAGUGAAGGUUACAAGUCAUCAAAAGUCACUCCAUCUAAAAAACCAGGAAAGAGAGAUUCUCUUCUCACUCCCACUUCCUUUCGCCUCCUGAUAACUCCUCCAGUUCAUGAGAAACCCAGUUCUCUCAGCAUGAAAAAGAUGGUUUCCAAGUUGUGUUCUCCCACCAGUCUGGAUUUAAACAUGAAAAAAUCAAGUGAGGAUGUAUCUGCCACCUCACUGAGUGCAGAGGCCUUGAAAGAGAUGGCAGUGAGCACGAAGAGCAUCUCUCUGAUUGCGGCCAGCAGGCGUUCCAAGACCCAUGACCAUGAAGGCGGAAGCAGCCUCUCCACAAUGAAAGCCCAGGCUGACAGGAGGCAAUUGCAUUCUAGUCCUAGGAGGGGAAGACAGAGAAACAGCUCCUUGGAGAGGAAAGCCAAGAAGAAAAGAUCCCCCUCCGGAAUUAGAAAUGCCCAAAUGGGCACUGAGAAGCUCCCAAUUCCCAUGAUAGACCACCCUUCUGAAAAUCAGUUACCCCAAACUCACCUCACGCAGCAUUCUAAGGCCACUAAAACCCUGUUUCCUGCAGUUCCUGCAGCCACCAAGACCAAAUUUCCCACCAAUCUCCAUGCAGAUGAAAACACACUGCAGGUACCUGAAAUCAGCUUCACUUUUCCCAGUGCCAUCUGGCAGUGCAAUCCAGGACAAAAUCGAAGACAGAGCCUCCCCAGAGAAGUCAAAGGAAAUCUUCGGCAACCUCUGGUGGGCUACAGUUAUUGGUACCAAAAAAUCAAUCAGCAGUUGGUAGAGUAA
Gracilinanus agilis (Agile Gracile Mouse Opossum) is the source of this 2868-nucleotide messenger RNA. Its product is annotated as kinesin-like protein KIF19. NCBI's taxonomy places the organism in Eukaryota, Metazoa, Chordata, Mammalia, Didelphimorphia, Didelphidae. Gene Ontology annotation, molecular function: ATP binding; microtubule binding; microtubule motor activity. The coding region runs from base 4 to 2868 and encodes 954 amino acids. The record is from RefSeq and is a predicted model, not a curated record. Gene Ontology annotation, biological process: microtubule-based movement. The transcript has 21 exons.